AUGAGCUCUGAAUCCAAAAAUUUAUUAAGCGCGAGCAGACCUUCGUUCCGAGUAGAAAGUCCAUCUGUGAGUUGCGAAUCCGAACCAACAGUUAACCCCAAAUCCAUAGAUAUCAAACUUCGAACGUUCGUGGGAGAAACAAGUGUGAUCCUAGAAAGACGAGCUCUGAUUGUUCAUAGGUUGUCAAUUCCUGAUCGUUCGCAGAUCGGAACACCAAUCCCUCUGUCCCGACUCAGAUCCCACGCACCGCUGCCCUUAACCUUCUCCUUCAAAACGAAAGAAACGCUCGAUGAUUCUUCCACUACCGGUGGUCCCACCUCCGAAUCACUUGAGAUUGAAAUUUUUGAGGUCCGACCCUCGCAUGUACGUUUGCGUAAUCAGAGUGGCAAAGGGAAGAAAGUCGACCCAUGGAAGAGCAUGAAGUCCGAGAAUAAAUCCGAUGGGAGUUCAGGAUCUGGGGCAAACAUGUACCUCCCACUAUUGCCUUCAAAGGAUCUGAAUUCAGGUUGA
Lactuca saligna is the source of this 510-nucleotide messenger RNA. The record is from the annotation of a GenBank genome assembly. Lineage: Eukaryota; Viridiplantae; Streptophyta; Magnoliopsida; Asterales; Asteraceae.